Messenger RNA from Drosophila suzukii, 2611 nucleotides. RefSeq names its product pancreatic triacylglycerol lipase. Gene Ontology annotation, molecular function: carboxylic ester hydrolase activity; lipase activity. Gene Ontology annotation, biological process: lipid catabolic process. NCBI's taxonomy places the organism in Eukaryota, Metazoa, Arthropoda, Insecta, Diptera, Drosophilidae. The record is from RefSeq and is a predicted model, not a curated record.
GGGCGCAGCUGAUCGGCUCAGUGCUGCGACGGUCCCCAAGCAACUCAGAUCGGCGGAGAUAUAGCGGCACACGUAUAUAGCCAAGUAACCAGAGAGAUAGUCAAAGUCGAAACUCGAGGGCCGCAAAAAGAACUAACGGCACACUCGAGACAGAAAGACAGUCGAUAAGAUUAACGUCAACUUAAUUAAAACUAACGAAAAGCCAGGCACCAAACAAAAGAUUGAUCAAUCGAUCGCAAUUCGAUCGUAACUCGAAUAUAUAGUCUUAGCCUUAGAUAAUAUAAAGAACAGGCCAACUCAAGUGGCGCUCGUUCAAGUGAUUUGUGAUUGUGGUUCAGUUAAUAGCUGAGAAGUGUGAUCUAAUUUUUGGGAACUUACAAGAUCCUGAGGAACCCAAAAGGAUCGGAUCCCUAAAAAGAUGUACGUGGCCAACACCACCGGCGGCUUGAUGCUGCAGACCAUGUUGUACCUGGCCAAUCAGACCAGUCGGGCGGCCGUCAACACCCUGGUCGAUCUGCCACCAGCCCCCAAAAGUGACAUCAACGAGGUGAAGUGCUUUGGGGUCUACGGCUGCUUCCCAAUCAAUGGCCCAUGGAAUACGGUGACGCGUUCGAUCAAUGUUCAUCCCCAGAAACCCUCGGAGAUCGAGCCUCAUUUCACGUUGCACUUGCGAAAGGAACUGGAUCAACCCAAGUAUCUGGACCUUAACGAUCCGGACGCCAUUCAGAGCAUGGGAAUGGAUCCGAAGGGCAAGAUCUUCCUGAUAGUCCACGGAUAUCUGGAGUCCGGUGAGAUUCCCUGGAUGUGGGACAUGGCCAAGGCCCUGCUGGCCCACGAACCGGAGGGUCAUGCAGCAGUGGUCCUGAUUGAUUGGGGCGGUGGAGCCAGUCCGCCGUAUGUCCAGGCGGUGGCCAAUAUCCGGCUGGUGGGCGCCAUCACCGCCCAUGUGGUGCACAUGCUGUACGAGGAACUGCGUCUUCCGAAUCUGGAUAAUGUGCACAUUAUUGGACACUCACUGGGUGCCCAUCUGUCUGGUUAUGCCGGUUAUCACCUGCAGCACGACUUUGGCCUGAAACCGGCCAGGAUUACGGGUCUGGAUCCGGCUGCUCCCCUUUUCACGGACACCGAUCCCAUCGUUCGGCUGGAUAAGACCGAUGCUCACUUCGUGGACGUUGUGCACACGGAUGCCAAUCCCCUGAUGAAGGGCGGAUUGGGCAUCAAUAUGCGGCUGGGCCACGUCGACUUCUUUCCCAACGGCGGUUUCGAUAAUCCCGGCUGCAACAAGAAGUUCCAGGAUGUGGUGAAGAAGAAGACGCUCUUCCUGACCAUGCAGGAGUUCCUCGGCUGCAAUCACAUCCGCAGCCAGCAGUAUUUCACGGAGAGCAUCGGUUCGCAGUGCCCUUUCCUUGGAAUAACUUGUGAUUCCUUUGAGAGCUUUAAGGACACCAAGUGCACCAGCUGCGAGGAGCCAGGCCACACGUGCCUGCGAAUGGGUUACCAUAGCCAGGAGGACUACCAGGAACAGGUAGAAAUGGGUCAGCUGCAGCAGGGAGAUUCACCUGGAGUCUUCUACCUUUGGACCGGUGAUAGUAAGCCCUUCUGCCGCCUGCACUACAGGAUUACGGUGCAAGUUUCCGGACAUGAUGAGAGUACUCUUCACGGCGGUGAGGUGGGCAUCCUGUCCAUUCAACUCCACGACGCCCUGCAAAAGAAGGGGGCCAAGAAAGAGCGAGCCGCCACGGAGAUGAUGAAGUUCUCCACGAAAGCUAUGUACUUCGAGCCGGGCUAUGAGUACAAAGCCCUUGUGGCCGGACGGAAUCUCCAGGAGCCGGAAUAUGCCACCGUCAACUGGGAAUAUCCCACCAAUAUACUGAAUCCCCUCACUUGGCGCAUCCUAUCCGCGCCAAGAAUCUAUUUGGAGUACAUCCUCAUCGAGGCAAUGGAGUCCAGUGAGCUCUACCUGAAAUUGUGUCCCCAGCACGAGGGAUCCAUUCUCGCGGGCGCCGAAAACGUCCUCCGCUCCAGUUAUUGCAAGGAUUAACUAUCCUAAUCUAUUUAAUCGACAACCGAUCAACUUUAGUAGUUUAUAAUCUAAUUGAUUAUGAUUUUGGUCUUAAAAGGCCAAUAAUUUACUAGCUAGUUUACCUACGAGGGUAUACCCCUUUGGAUAAACUACCUAGUUAAUUAUGGUUUCACAUUAAUCAUUUCAUUUAAUUAAUUAAUUAUCUACUGAAUUUUGUAUUGCACGCAAGCUAUAUUAUUUUUUAAUUAGCUUUGAUAAUUACUUAGCUAAUUAAUUAAUAAUUUAGCUAUUACUGCUUUAUGUAAAAUAUAAAAGCAAGCAGUGCAGGUUCGCGCCAACGCUUAGUUGUGCUCACAACCAGAACGCAGCAAGUGGUGCAAGAUCGAAAAGUGUUCCCACUUUGAUUUGUAUAGCAACUGGCAAAGGAGGAACAGUUUGUAUUUUAUUAUAGUAUUUAAAUAGUUCGCAAAACGAAACAAUCAUCAAACCGUUAUUUAUUUUAUAAACUAAUUUUUUUCAUUUUUUUUUGAGUGUAUUAAAUGUAUUUUUAGUUGUAGUACAUUGAUGUAGCCUAAUUUAAUGUAAAUA